Anisakis simplex (herring worm) is the source of this 798-nucleotide messenger RNA. NCBI's taxonomy places the organism in Eukaryota, Metazoa, Nematoda, Chromadorea, Rhabditida, Anisakidae. The record is from the annotation of a GenBank genome assembly.
AUGAAUAGAUUAGAUCGCGAGGAAGAACGUCAUGAAGAAGCAAAAUUACGACGUGCACCUCAAGAAAAAGAGGAGAAAGAACCCGAGGCUCUCACCGAAGCUGCUCAAGCUAUGCUGGCAGCCAAGAAGCGUCAUGAGGAAGAGGAAGAGGCUCGAAUGGCCGAAUAUUAUGAGAAGAGACGAAUAGAAAAGGAGGAAGUAGAGGAGGAGCUGAGGGUUCUGAAGGAAAAACAACAAAGACGACGUGAAGAACGCGAGGAAGAGGAACGAGAGUUUGCGGCCAAAAUGCGUGAAGUUGAGGAACGAAAUAGACGAGAAGAGGAUGAGAGACGACGUCGCCGUGAAGCAGAGAAGCAAAAGAAGGAGGAGGAACGAAGAAAGAAAGAGGAAGUGAGCGGGUCAUUCAUUGGUGCAUCUAGUGGCACUCCCAAUUAUACGGUAUCACGCCAAAGGCCGGGCGAGGAGAAGACGACCAUGUCGGCUACUGCCCAAGCUGAAUUGGAGAAACAACAACGAGAAGAAGCGAAAAAAGCGUUCAUGAUCGCAAUCAGAAAGAAACCCGAUCUUACGUCACUUAUGGUGAACGAUCUGAAAGCGCAGAUUCAAACGUUGUAUCAACGGAUUGUGCGUUCAGAGGGUGACAAGUACGAUUUGGAGAAGAGACAUGAACGACUUGAGUAUGACUUGAAAGAAUUGAAAGAAAGACAAAUUCAAAUGAUACGUCAUAAAGCGCAAAAGAUGGGAUUGGAUCCUGAUGAAGCCUCUCUUCAUCCGGUAAGNAAAGACAAAUUCAAAUGA